Molecule: messenger RNA, 3132 nt
Organism: Drosophila biarmipes
Lineage: Eukaryota; Metazoa; Arthropoda; Insecta; Diptera; Drosophilidae
Gene: slim
Product: kelch domain-containing protein 10 homolog
Exons: 3
Coding region: 564-2402 (612 amino acids)
Biological process (GO): positive regulation of stress-activated MAPK cascade
Molecular function (GO): protein binding
Source: RefSeq, a predicted model, not a curated record
AUCGAAAUUUCGCCACCUCUAGGACAACAACAUUCGUGGGCUGCAGUUCUAAAUUUAAAGCGUAGUUUGUCUGUCGAUCUCGAAAAAUGCGCGGAUGCAUCGACUGCAGUAAUUAAACAAUUCGCCAGCGAGCCACAACUAGUGAAAUUGCAAUAGCCCCGGGGGGACUGAAAACAAACAAAGAGCCAAAGCGAGCGAGCAAACAUUUUCACGACCACGUAACGUAACACAUGUGCGUGCGUGUAUGCGUGGGUGCGAGCGAGAGGGAGCGUGUGUCAAAAUGACAGCAGUGGCAAACACAAAAACAACAACAAUAGCACCAGCAGCAGAAAGCAAAUCAACAACCACAGCAGCAGCAACACCAACAACCACAGCAACAACAACAACAACAGCAGCAGCAUAGUCAGCCAGCUGUGCGAGGUCGUUUCACCCCCUCCCCCCAGAAAAUAGAAAAACAAUAUUUGACACAAAAUCUUCUCUGCCCUCCAACAAACAGGAUCAAUUCAAGCCAAAAUUGUUUGUUACGCUAUCAGCCAUCACUCUCCGGACAGAGCAAGCGUGUUAUGAACAUACUAAAACCAGCCAAGCUCAAGUGCAUCGUGUUCAACCAACUGCGUCACACUUGGACGUUUCUAUUGUUUCUCUGCGAUUUGCUGGCCCAGAUCUACGGCACGGCCCGGCCCACGGACCACCAGGAGCAGCUGGCCAACCAGAAUAACAACAAUAAUAACAAUAACAACGACGAUCUGAUCAUGGAGCAGGACAUGCCGGAGGAGGAAGUGGCUCGGCCGGAGCAGGGAGUAGUAGAGCAGCUGGAAGACGGAGAGUUGGUUCAUCCGCUGCUGGACCAGCCGCCCGAUAUAAUAGCCCUGUUCCAGGACAAUCAGGGGGCCGGGGAGCCCAUGGACGCGGCCAGCGAUUUGGACGAGGAGGAGGAAGCGGACGACGACGACGUGGACGUGGACUAUGACGACACCGAUUCGGAGUCGGAGUUCGAGGAAAUGUUCUCCGAUGAGUCGACCAGCUCCAGCGAUGAACUGGACGAGAACAGGACCGUGUUGAAUGUCUCCCUGUCGCCGGAGGCCGAUGGCAAGCCCGCUUUGUACUCCUUCCAGCCGCUGCGUUUGGUCAAGUGCCCGUACAAGGACAAGCACAAAGCCGGGGAGUUCCCGCUGGCGCGCAGUGGCCACCGAAUCAUCGCCUCCAAUUCGCACCUGUACUCCCUGGGCGGCUACAAUCCGCGCAGCGCCCUGGCCGCCUCGCGGCACGGUCGCUGCCUGCUCUUCCAGGAGCUGUGGAGCUACAACUUCGCCACCAGGACCUGGAAGCUGGAGCUGAAUGCGGACAAUGCCAGCAACAUGCCCGUGGAGCUGGCCUCCAAUGCGUUGACCAUUCACAAUAACGUGUUGAUUUCCCAUGGAGGCACCGGCUUUCCCUUUGGAGAAUCCUGCUCCAACGACUGCUACGUUUAUUGCACGCCCAGCGCAGGCGCUACCACGGGUGUGCAGCGCCUGAAGGUGACGGGCGAUCUGCCCACGGCUCAGUACGGACCGGGCAUCGUGAUCCACAAGCACUUCCUGUACACGAUCGGCGGAACGACGGGCUUUGACUACACAUGUGAUGUGUAUCGCUUGGAUUUGCACACCGGCGUGUGGGAGAAUGUGUACAUCAGUCGCCCGGAGAUGCGCGACGAUCCGGAGGGUCGCUAUCGCCACGAGGUCGUCUACGACGGCAAGCACAUCUUUGUGCUGGGCGGCGGAACUUCUCACUCGGUCUACGAUCUGCAGCGCAUUCCAGCCUACAACCUGGAGGCAAAUUGCUGGGAUUAUUUCGACACGUAUCCCGACCGGCGUGCCGCUGACAUAGAAUUCCGCAACGUGGGCUAUCCCAAGCCGCGCAAGUGCUUCUCCUGUGUGCAACACCAGUCCGCCAACGGGGACAUCGAGGCUUUUAUCACGGGCGGUCUGCAGGGCGACUUCUCCACGUACUUUUCGGACAUUUGGAAGCUCAAUUUGCGCACCAAGCACUGGUUCCGCAUCGAGACGGCCAGCCUGCCCCGCCCCCUGUACUUCCAUUCGGCGGCCCACUCGGAUAAUGGAUGCAUGUACGUGUUCGGAGGCAUCGAGUACAAUGACAAGGAGAUGCGCCGACGCAACGACCUGUACAAGAUGUGGAUGACGGUGCCCAAGCUGAGCGAGAUGUGCUGGGACGCGAUCACCUACUACAAUGACAACUUGGAUGAGUACGACCGAAAGACGCUGCUGGGGGCCGGAAUACCCAAACGUUUCGCGGAUCGGCUACCGCCGCAGCGCAGGAAGCGCUUGGACAUGAGCCAGCCCGACCCGUCCAUGCUUAUUUCGCUGUACUCGAACCCAAAGCGUGCCCGCUCCGCAACGCAAUAGGCCUGCCCCUCCCCCGUUACCACGAGAAUAAAUCGAAUCCGAGGAGGGGAGCGGUGGCUCCUCGCCCCGGAAACUGUUUCAGUUGCAGAACUUUACGUUACUAUUGUUUAAAAGUUUUGUUUUACAUUGAGCGCGCGCUGUGAUCGAAUACGAAGGACAUUUAUAGUUGUACACAUAUGUAUGUAUUUUGAUACUCGAAAGGAGAGGCGGACAUGUUUAGCAUGUAAAUAAGAUUGUAAUUAAGUUUAGCUAGCGGAACAACAGCCAGAGACAGGCCAUGCGUGUGUAUUCUGAACUUCAGCUAACAGAUCGACCAGCGCACCCCACACCCCAGAAAAUUCAAGCAACCGCAAUAAAAACCCCACAGUAUCUCACCAGGUCCCCCCAGAACUUACUCAAAAAAUAUAUAUAUUAACGGCCCCGAUAUAUUGUUCACCCCUCUCUUUAAAUCCCACACCCCACUUUGCACCCCAACGAACCAAUAUUGAAGGCUACACCAAACAAUGUCAUAUAGAGGGGGCAGCCCCGAUGUAUUUUUGUCAAAGUGUACAUAAUACUAGGCGGUAGUAAUAUUUAAUUAACAUAAGACUCCCAUCAUUAUUGCGAUAUCAUGUACCCAUGCAGUGCGUAAGGUACUGCCGCCUCCGUGGCGACCAUCGGUUUGCUCGGUUUAUCUUACCCAAGACUAAAUUCGGUUGAAUCUAAGUUAAUAAAUAAAUUUUAAAUGCAA